Molecule: messenger RNA, 4093 nt
Organism: Brienomyrus brachyistius
Lineage: Eukaryota; Metazoa; Chordata; Actinopteri; Osteoglossiformes; Mormyridae
Gene: ncoa4
Product: nuclear receptor coactivator 4
Exons: 10
Coding region: 950-2677 (575 amino acids)
Biological process (GO): intracellular iron ion homeostasis; response to hormone
Molecular function (GO): transcription coactivator activity
Source: RefSeq, a predicted model, not a curated record
CAUUGUUAUAUUUGCGUUUUCUUGCAGUCAGUUUAAUGCUUAUUUUCUCCAGCAUUUUGCAGUACUUUACUCAGCUGCUUGUAGGCAUAACUCAGAAGUGGGCUCUUGACUUUCCGACUCCUACUUAAACAGACUUAACUCGCAACUUGCUCCUAAUCGACUAAAGACUUCACUCAAACUCCUGGAUAUAGAUUCAGGAACAUUACAUUUUUUUUCAUAAUUUAAUGAGGAGAUGAACAUUUCUACAGUAGCAAAGACUUUUUUUUUUGAUUCUGUGAUCACCGACAUGAAUGCAAAAUCAUGCAAGUGCCCCAAUAUUUCCGAGAUUUACUGCAGCCUUCUGCAGAGAACAUGAACACUGCGAACAAGUGUCAUGUAGAACACAGAUGAACAUAGUCUACAUAAAAAAACAAUGUGCACUUCGGAAAUGAGACUGUACGUUUUAUAUCAAUUAAUUUGACUGUGCCAGAGGUUGGAAUAACGGCUGCAGUCAUGAAUUACAGACACAAGGCCAGGGCGAGAGCUGGCAGAAGACCAGACAUGGCGCUGUCCUGUGGAAUUUGAAAGCGCCGUAACUUUUCUGAUUCAGUUCUCAUUUUCUUUUGAUCUAAGGGAGAAUCUGUCCCAGUCCCCAGACAAUACCCCAGUCCCCAGGCUCCACUGAACGUGAUUUACACAACUCUUAUAGUUAUUUGAUUCAUCUUGCUUAAUCGAAAAUCCCAUUUCAUCGAUUAGCCCGCAAAAAAUUUUGACACACCCCUAACACACCCUAGGCCAAAUUACACAUUUCUGAUUGGUUUCCCCCUCCUUCACCGUUAGCUCGGUGUCCGGCUGGAUGUCAGCUAAGCGUCCGCCCAACGCCAACCCAUGAGCGCUUGAUCACCACAUAUAUAUGUAGCCAGUAGUGACGGUGAGUUUCAAGUUGAAAGUGCUUCAGAAGAAAUCUAGAAUGUCAACCGUGGUGGAUUGUGGGAAGAAUACUCUCUGGCAGUGUCUGCAGGCCCGAACGCAGCUCGAGGCAGCCAUUGCUGGAGUGACUCAGGCAGAGGCACAGCUGAGAGACAACUCCAGGGAGGUGAAAGCCCAGCUCCACAGCUGCAUCAGCAGGCACCUGGAGUUCCUGCGCUCUCGUGAGGUCUGGCUCCUCGAGCAGAUUGACAUCGUCCAGCAGCUCAAGGAGGAAUCCCUGCAGCAUCAGCUACAGCAGCUCCAUUGGGUCCUGGGUCAGUUUGAUAUCCUCAUUCAUCAGCUGGAAAAUUCCAACAGCUACGACCUGGCUAAUCAGAUCACCAGUUGCCUGGAGAAGCUGUCCACUGUGAACCUGAAACCGGAGGAGAUCCCAGACAUGAGCUUCCAGGCAGACGUCCGCCAUUUGCGCCAGGCGAUCACCUCGUUUGGCACCAUUGCCACUCAGCAGAUGGAUGUCAGCAAUGGUACCCCCAAAAGCUUGAGCUCCACCAGCAGGCCUUGGCUGCACCAGGCAUGCCCCAUUGCUACCAAGAAACAGAGAUUAGAGACCGAAUGCAACUCGCCGCUUGCCGACUGGCUUCUUGGCAGCCGACCUCCAUCCAGUGGUCCAGUUCGUUACCAGGCCAGUGAGAACCCACAGGACUGGCUGUAUAGCACUGGCGAGAGGGUCCAGGUGAAGCAUUCCCUCGUGCCAUUUGACUUCCUCAAAGCCUGGGGCCAGUUGAAGGACCUGGAGGCUUGGCUGGUGAAGGAGGAGAUUCCCACCAGAGAGCGGGCCAUGAGCAAUGCCAGCAGCAGCUCCACUUUCUCCAUUGAGAAGAUUGACGAGACUGAACUAAACUUCAGCAUGGAAGAGGAAGAGCUGGAGGAGGCAGGGGAACUGAAGGAGAAAAUGGCCGAGGUGGAUGAGCUAAGCGAUUGGCUGGUCACGCCAACCAACUGUGGUGAGAAGCGUGGGGGUCUGGAAGAUGCUGAGAAGUGGAAGGAAGUUUUCAAGCCCUUUAACAGAACCUUCACUCCCAGCGACUGGCUGCUGAAAACGGACUGUAGUUCGUGCUGUUCCACACGUGUGAAGGCCUUCGAGAUAGAGAACCUGGGCAAACUGAAGUGCCUGAAGCAAAGUCCCCCCUCCACCCCUGUGGCCCCUGCCACCGUCCUGGAGACCUGGCUGCUGCAGAAUCCGCCAGUUCCUGUGGAGCAGGUGUGCAAGGCCAACGAGCCAUGUUCUACCUUCCAGGAUUGCGUGUGUGAUGAGAAUUGUGGCAAGGAAGCCCUCAGCACUUGGCUGCUAAAGAAGGAAGGAUGCAACAAGAAUCGCAAGCCGUCAGCCACCCAGCAGCAGAAAGUGGAAGCCAUUCUGGAGGCCUGGCUGCACCCAAAGCAUGGCGCCUCUCCCAUGAUGUCCUCGCUCUCCAACUGGGUGUCGCCCUUAUCCUGUGGCCAAGAGAAAGCCAGUAGGGAGGAGUACUCUACUUCUGAGGCCCCGAUCCACAAGGCCUGGGUGGGGAACUGGGUGCAACCCGAAAAGAAGCAGUCUCAAUCAAGUACACAAAGUAGCGUGGACUCGGAGGAGGACAAGUGGUUGAUGCUCAAGAGGACUCAAGUCCAAGAGCGAUAUGGCCUUCCCAAAGUAUGUGAUCUGUUCUCCUGUAUGAAGCUCGGCGGAGACAAAGACAAAUGGCUGCACAAGGAACCUAUACAGAUGUGAAACACUAGAAGAUUCUUGAACCAUUAGGAGUUUUCUGAUUUCUGAACACGCCUUCCCUGGUCACCUCUUCAAAGUUUUCUGAGGAGACUGGGCUCCUUUCAUCACCCCUGGCUUCGCUCCCUCAUUUCUUAUAUGUCUGUGGAAAUUUGGUCCGUUUCCCCUUUGGUCAGAUUAGCGUGUGGAGUGGCAUGGGCGCUGUGCUGUGCAAACCUGGUUGCUCUGUGACAAAUCUGUAGGAACUUCUUUGAAUCAAAGAGUAAAGCUCUCCUAAGCCGGUGAUGGUAGGAGGGGUGGACAUAACACACAAUCUAAAUAACCUCAAUAAUGGGAAGAGAGGCACUGGAGCCUACCCGUCUGAGCUUAGUGGGAUUAGGCCCGUGCAUCAGAAAAACAUUCAGCUAAUGUGGAGGUGGACACGCGCUCCAGGAGUUUAGCCUCAGAAAUGUAGAUUUUAAUGGGAUUUUAUGGGAUGAUUUUUAAAAAAACCGCACAGUAACUUUGAAUAAAGCAGACCAGUCACCAUAUCACACUUAACCAGAAGUCUUGGCAUGCAGUGAUCUUCCCCCUUUUCAAUCGAAUGACAACUGUUUCAUUAUGAUAUAAAUUUGUGUGUGUGUGUGUAUAUAUAUACACACACACACACACACAUAAAUACAUCUUCAUGUUGAACUAAAUCACUAAGUCCAGCACUAUUUCUACAAUUUUCCUUGAUGUAACACCCAGGUGUCCAACUGCUAAUGCAUAAUUAUUACUUCUACUUAAGGUGCUUGCUGUAGUAACACAAAACAUACUCUGUCUGGACCCUCACCACCAACGCAGUUUUGCUUCGCUGCAUUAGGUCACUCAACCUCACCAAUCGGGUAGCAGGGACUGUUUCACCUCUUUCAGUGUCCUUGCAGCGGAGAAGGACCAACUUCCUGUGGGCCGGGGAGGAGGGCGAGUGUGUGGGGCCACCCUGCCAGUUGCCAUUAUGCCGUCUUUAUGGCGAUAACGGGGCUGAUGAAGUAUGCACUGGGGGAGGCUGUCAAACUGGUAGUUUGUCUUUAACAUGUUAGUAAGAACAUCUGUGGAGCCAGUCAAGAUAAGGGCCAAGAUAGGGGGCUGCAUGCAAUAGAUAAAAGGCAGAAGGAGGUGAUGCAAGUCCAGUGCAGGAGAUUGUAAAUAUGGCCAACAGGGGACUAGGGCUCCCGUGGCACCUUCAUUUGCCCAAGUCAUUGCCCUGUUUGACCUCAUGACUCUCUGAUGGACUCUGUGGAUGAAACACGUUGCUGCAUCACAGUGUCACCUGGAUUGCUGGGGCUUUGUAUCAACUGCUUUUACCAUGUUAUUGUACUAAAAGCAAGUCCUUACAUUUCGAGUGCUUUUUCCUGCUUUGGUAACCUGUCAUAUUUAACUUAAUAAAAAUUAUUAAUCGAU